CGCACGCACCAUCCCUGACGUGAGCCUCCAAAUGCACGUAGCCAAUGUGCGUGGAUGACAUUUAGCAAACGCUACCGCCCCCUUUUCCCACUGUUUUCCCCUUCAGAUUGACUGCGACAGCUGGCAAUGUGUGGCCUGACCACUUGAAGUUCAAGCCGAAGGUAUGCCGCUGGCUCGCAGCUUGUCCGUCACGUCCCUUCCCGGGCUGGAGGAGUGGGAUGAGGAUUUUGAUUUGGAGAACGCUGUACUUUUUGAAAUAGCUUGGGAGGUUGCAAACAAAGUCGGAGGAAUCUACACAGUCAUCCAAACCAAAGCCCGUCUGACGUCAGAGGAAUGGGGGGAGAACUAUUUCCUGGUGGGUCCUUACGUGGAGAGCAACGUGCGCACACAGGUGGAGCUCAUCGAGCCCACAAAUCCUGCGCUCAAGAGAACCAUUGACAAGAUGAACUCCAGCGGGUGUAAGGUGUACUUUGGUCGCUGGCUCAUCGAGGGGAGCCCCUAUGUGGUUCUCAUCGAUGUGGCCUUCACCGCUUGGUCUCUGGACACGUGGAAGAGUGAACUGUGGGAGCUCUGCGACAUCGGGGUUCCGUGGUUCGACCGCGAGGCCAACGACGCCGUGCUAUUUGGCUUCCUGACCGCUUGGCUCCUAGGAGAGUACACGGCCCAGUGCGAAGAGACUCCUCACGUGGUGGCCCAUUUCCACGAGUGGCUGGCCGGCUUGGGCUUGGUGUUGUGUCGACAUAGGCAGUUGUCCAUAGCGACCAUCUUCACCACUCACGCCACGCUCCUGGGACGCUACCUGUGCGCCGGAAAUGUCGACUUCUACAACAAACUUUCCGAGUUCAACGUGGAUAAGGAAGCAGGCGACAGACAAAUCUACCAUCGCUAUUGUUUGGAGCGAGCGGCCGCCCACUGUGCACACGUUUUCACCACCGUGUCCCAGAUCACGGCCAUCGAGGCGGAAAACCUGCUCAAAAGGAAACCAGAUAUCGUCACUCCCAAUGGACUCAACGUGAAGAAGUUCUCAGCAGUCCAUGAGUUUCAGAACCUCCACGCGCAGAGCAAGAAUCGGAUUCAGGAGUUUGUCAGGGGACACUUUUAUGGGCACCUUGACUUCAACCUGGAUAAGUGUUUGUUCCUCUUCAUCGCUGGAAGAUAUGAAUUCUCCAACAAAGGAGCUGACAUAUUCUUAGAGGCCUUGGCCAGACUCAACUAUCUGCUUAGAGUCAAUCACAGCGAUGUGACCGUCAUUGCAUUUUUCAUCAUGCCGGCUCGGACAAACAACUUCAAUGUGGAGACCUUAAAGGGUCAAGCGGUCAGGAAGCAACUUUGGGAUACUGCUCACACAGUGAAGGAGCGCUUCGGAAAGAAACUUUACGAGUCUCUCCUAGUUGGACAGCUGCCUGAUGUGUCAAAGAUGUUGGACAAAGAAGACUUCACCAUGAUGAAGCGAGCCAUCUUUGCUACUCAAAGACAAUGCCAGCCUCCGGUGUGCACUCAUAACAUGCUGGAGGACAACGGCGACCCCAUUCUGAACUCUGUGCGCCGUAUCGGCCUUUUUAACAGCUCCGUUGACCGUGUUAAGAUUAUCUUCCAUCCCGAGUUCCUGUCGUGCACUUCUCCUCUGCUUCCGAUGGAUUAUGAGGAAUUCGUAAGAGGUUGCCACCUGGGCGUCUUCCCCUCUUAUUAUGAACCGUGGGGCUACACGCCAGCCGAGUGCACCGUCAUGGGAAUCCCGUCCAUUUCAACAAACCUGUCUGGCUUUGGUUGUUUCAUGGAGGAACACAUAGCGGAUCCUUCAGCAUACGGGAUCUACAUCCUGGACCGGCGGUUCCGAGGGGUGGACGAGUCGUGCAAUCAGCUCACCUCCUUCCUGUUCCAGUUCUGCAAGCAGAGCCGACGCCAAAGGAUCAUCCAGAGGAACCGCACGGAGCGUCUCAGUGACCUCCUGGACUGGAGAUACCUCGGCAGGUAUUAUGUAGCCGCACGUCACAUGGCCCUGGCGAAAGCCUUCCCUGACACCUUCCUGUACGAACCUCACGACCCCACCUCAACGUCAGGUUUCCGUUAUCCCCGGCCCGCCUCCGUGCCACCUUCUCCUUCCCUCUCCCGCCAUUCCUCCCCCCACCACAGCGACGCGGAGGACGAGGAGGAUGACGACGAACGCUACGACGAAGAUCUGGAGGCGGAAAAGGACCGAGUGAACAUUCGCCAGCCCUUCACCAUGCCGUUCAAAAACAAGAUUUCUGCUGCUAACAAGCCCAACGGGAACGGCAACGGAGUCGCAAGUGAGAAAAACUGACACACGGAAACACGCCCGAACAUGUUGAAUGACGCUUGUGAGAUUUUGGAUAACGGAUGAUGGCCACAUAUUUAGCGAGCUAAUCAUAUAAACAAUUGAAAUGGAUCUGUCUUCCCAGCCAAAUAUAUAAAAACGUACCAAGUCCAUUUAAAUCCUUUCAGUCACACCAGCAGUGCUACAAGUGGUUUUGUUUUGAAGUAUAACCAGCGCAUCACAAAGGGAAAAGUCAAAACUGCUGUAUUUACUAACACUGAAUUAGGAUAAAACAUUUUUUUUUUUUUUAUAGAGCAGGAAAAUAAACAAUCAAAUCCUCCUUUUUACCGUUUUAUCAUUUUCUACUUUCCGUAUAGGAAGAAAAAUAGCAUCAUUUGCUGUAAGUAUCCCAAUUCCACUGUUUCGCAGUCAAUAGUAGCAUUUUUUUUUGUCUUUCAAAUGCCUUAUUUCUUUAAAAAAGAAACCGUUAAAAAAAACACCAGUACAUUACACACUCAAUGCUGCCAAAAUAUUCCUCUUGUUUUUGCGUUUUAAUUUUACUCCCAAGCCUUAACAGGUUUUUUCUUUUCUUAUUACUGUGAACCACCUCACAUGCACACUGCACAUGUAUCAGCUUGUGUAAUUGACGAGUAUUUAUGACAGCGGUAGGGAAAAAAAUAUAUGUGAACGUGUCUUGGUGAUUGCAACUGUUUGCACGUGUGAGAUGAGCCUUGAAUAGGAGCUAGAAAAUGGAAGAUGUAUGUCCCUGUGAGAGUUUUAUCAUUUCUUCCCAUCUUGCACAAUUCAACUUAUAAUAAAGACGACCUGUCUAAGGUUUACAAAUGACAA
This is a messenger RNA of Syngnathus typhle (broad-nosed pipefish), 3124 nucleotides long. It is a transcript of the gene gys1, whose product is annotated as glycogen synthase 1 (muscle). The transcript has 16 exons. The record is from RefSeq and is a predicted model, not a curated record. Lineage: Eukaryota; Metazoa; Chordata; Actinopteri; Syngnathiformes; Syngnathidae. The coding region runs from base 164 to 2302 and encodes 712 amino acids. Gene Ontology annotation, biological process: glycogen biosynthetic process. Gene Ontology annotation, molecular function: alpha-1,4-glucan glucosyltransferase (UDP-glucose donor) activity. Gene Ontology annotation, cellular component: cytoplasm.